Messenger RNA from Rhinichthys klamathensis goyatoka, 816 nucleotides. Its product is annotated as gastrula zinc finger protein XlCGF7.1-like. The coding region runs from base 1 to 816 and encodes 271 amino acids. Gene Ontology annotation, molecular function: DNA-binding transcription factor activity, RNA polymerase II-specific; RNA polymerase II cis-regulatory region sequence-specific DNA binding. The record is from RefSeq and is a predicted model, not a curated record. NCBI's taxonomy places the organism in Eukaryota, Metazoa, Chordata, Actinopteri, Cypriniformes, Leuciscidae. The transcript has a single exon. Gene Ontology annotation, biological process: central nervous system development; regulation of transcription by RNA polymerase II. Gene Ontology annotation, cellular component: nucleus.
AUGAAAGUGAAUGAAGAUAAACUGCAUCAGUUUCAAAAACUGCAUUAUUUCACAAAUGAAGAUGGACAUGCAGUCGUUUCAAAGACUGAAGAGAAUUUCACGCAGAAACAAGCUGGAAAAUCUGGAGUCGAAGGAUCUUUAACCUGUUCUGAGUGUGGAAAGAGUUUCAUACGUAAAUCAAACCUGAACACACACAUGAUGAUUCACACUGGAGAAAGGCCUUUUACAUGCACUCAGUGUGGAAAGGGAUUCAUUCGCAAAGGAUACUUAAAUGAUCACAUGAGAAUUCACACUGGAGAAAAACCGUUCACAUGCUCUCAGUGUGGAAAGAGCUUCAGUUACAAAAAAGCUCUCAAAGAUCAUCUGCGCCGUCACUCUGGAGUGAGAUCAUUCAGCUGUGAUCAGUGUGAUAAAACAUUUGUUUUUAAAUCAAACUUAAGAAAACACCUUAAAGUUCAUGCAGGUGUGAAGCCUCACUUUUGUUCUGUAUGUGGAAAGAGUUUUUCACAUCUUGGAUCUUUAAAAGCGCAUGAGCGUAUUCAUACUGGUGUGAGACCUUAUGUGUGCUUUGACUGUGGAAAGAGCUGCACUUCAUCCAGCAACUUAAAAUCACACCAGAGAAUUCAUGCUGUAGAGAAACCGUACAAGUGUUCACACUGUGGAAAGAGUUUCUCUCGGUCAGGAAACCUGAAAGAUCAUGAGAGAAUUCAUACUGGAGAAAAACCGCACCAGUGCUCUUCAUGUGGGAAGAGUUUCAGCCAUUCAUCUAGUCUACUGAAACAUGAGAAAAAGCAUUGCCCGAAGAUGUCUGAGUGA